Sporisorium graminicola is the source of this 2142-nucleotide messenger RNA. RefSeq lists its product as uncharacterized. The record is from RefSeq and is a predicted model, not a curated record. Lineage: Eukaryota; Fungi; Basidiomycota; Ustilaginomycetes; Ustilaginales; Ustilaginaceae. Bases 1 to 2142 code for a protein of 713 amino acids. The transcript has a single exon.
AUGCCAUCGAGCUACUAUUACGUCUUCCACGCUCCUCCUCCCGCUCCCGAAACUGCUCAUUCCUCCAGAUCAGCGGUCGCUUCAGAGCCUGACACCACACUGUUCGAAAGUCUGGCGAAUUGGUCGCAACAGGUCGGUUCCACGGUCAAGUCGGCCAUUCCCCCGAUCAACUCUUUGAUUGAGGCUGCGUCUGCAGAAGCAUCCAAGCUCGCCGACUCUUCCUCGAGGCUCGUACAAUCGAGCCUAUCCCCUUCCAGCGUGACGUCUUGGUUUAGCCCUCCGUCGUCCGAGACCGAAAGGAACUCUUCGGUGCCUGCGCAGGCCUCUGUCGCACCCAUCGCUUCCAAGACGCAGCAAGUCAAAGAGCCGGCCGACGCGAACGCUCCGCGCACCACCACUUUCACCUUCUGCCUAUUCGGAGCUGCCUCGACUGCAGCUGUCUACCUCCUGAUCCGCAAUCGGCGCACGAUGAACCGCCUUCAGAGUGCCAAAAGCCUUGCAUACCGCGAUGCCCGUGCUUGGCGCCGCGUGGCUCUGGACUUCGCCAGGAUCAACGCACUUUCCGCCAGUCGUGUUCAGAACCUGGUCGCUGCUUCGCUCCGAGACGGCAACGCCGGCGCUGAUGUUGGACGACAGAUCGAACGCGAGCUCAAAGAAGCCACUCGUGCGGUCGCGCAGCGUCGCAACUGGAUCCAAGAACAGGAUCGCAAGGACGCAGAGUCGACUACAUCUGCAAGCUCUCUGCGCAGCUUUGGAGACGGCUGGGGCGACGUCCUUGACCCCCACGGUACCGGAUUCUUCUUUGGAUCUCGUGCCGGCAGACUAGGCUCGGACCUAGGAGAGUAUGGCCGUUGGAAGCCAAAACACUCCUCCAGACACGACGAUGUGUCUGAAUCGGCGAGCGAUGGACUCGCUUUCAAGUCGUCCCAGCCUUGGUCCCGCUGCACACCUUCGGACUCGGACGCCGGCACUGCUACCACCGAGCGUAGCGCCGCCCAGCUCAAGUGGCAGAGGGUGACGGGUCAUACGGCUGCCGAGGUCCCCAUUGCAGCUUCGUCCCAGUCUGGAGCCGAAGAUUCGUCGGCAAAGGCAUCGGCUUCGUCCUCUGAGGCAGAAAUCGAGUCGGCGGCUCGCGAGGAGUGGAUCGGUGAUGUGGACCGUGCCAUUCGCGAACGCGACCUCCGAACGUCUCAGACGACGACGACGACGACGACGGGAAGAACGGAUCAAGCUGCCGUCGAUGCUUUCUCGCGCAGUGAAUCUGAGCCGGUCCUUGACGUCGGUGAGCGUAAUGCGCUUCGGAACGAAGCAGGGCGAGAUGCUGCUGUUGAGGACGAGCAUCAUCUUCUGCCUGUCUCAGACUUGUACAUCGCUACCAACGGGCAGAUGCGCGACACUCUGGAAGCACCGAUCGAGCGAGUUACAGCUGUGCAAAAGACAAAGAAAGCCAAGAUUGGUGCAGCGCAGCUCAAGACCACGGUCACCAGCGACGACAAAACCGUUUACCCAAUUUCGGACCAGUUCCGAGACCUUCAAGACAUUUUCAUCGCUGCUUGGGAUGGCAACUUUGCCGGGUUGACUCAUCCUGCGAGCGCGGCAGAGAUCUCCUCUACUUCGAAGCCAGACGAUUCGGUUCAGAGCGUCAAAGCGAAUCCCAAUCGAGCACUUUUCGAGCGAUUGCGCUCCGACAAGGCGAAAAAGGAUGUCGCCAAGAAUGAUUCCGAUGCAACCUCCACUACCGCUGAAGAGAUCGAGUUCAUGGCCGAAUUGAUGUUCCCAUCCUCUGUUAAACAAGACUCACCCGCUCCAUUCGAGCUUACUUCCCUGCAGCCCGAGAUUGGGGCUUCUCCCGAUACUCGGGAAGAGGAGUUGACGAAAAAGCUGGAACAGAAGCAAUCCGAGCUGACCGACUACAAGCGCCGACUCAACGAGCUCUCGGAGCGUCUGGACUCGAUGCGAGACAUGUGUCACGACCUCACCGACGAGGCGACGAGGCGCGAAAAGACGCACAGGAUCCAAGUCGAACAGCUCGAUCACAAGAUCGGUCUCUUUACAGUGUGGGCAGAGGAGGUGCAACGAAGGCUGGGCCUUGAGACGCCUCCUUUCUUUGCCUCGCUUAGACAGCCGCUCAAGCGCGAUUAA